Messenger RNA from Colletotrichum truncatum, 1173 nucleotides. RefSeq names its product Alpha-ketoglutarate-dependent sulfonate dioxygenase 5. Gene Ontology annotation, molecular function: 2-oxoglutarate-dependent dioxygenase activity. Lineage: Eukaryota; Fungi; Ascomycota; Sordariomycetes; Glomerellales; Glomerellaceae. The record is from RefSeq and is a predicted model, not a curated record. Gene Ontology annotation, cellular component: cytoplasm.
AUGUCACCAGCUACCGUACCUGAGAGACCAGCCGUCCCCGAAUUGCCUGAGCUCUCUAGAAAAAGGCUCCAGGCGGCUGGCAUCGAUCUGACUCAGGCUUAUCCUGAGCACCCCAAGAAGGUUCUCUACCUACAAGAUGUUUACAAACUCCGGGGCGAGGACCGUGAGUACGUCGACCCUGCUUCUCGUGCCGAUCCCGAAAAAAGGGCACUUUUCUCUGCUGCCAAAGAAGUGAAAGAUGUAACUGUCCAUAUCGGUACCGAAAUCACGGGCCUGCAAUUGAAGGAUCUUACAGAUCAGCAGAGGGAUGAGCUCGCUCUCCUGAUUGCGGAGCGAGGCGUGGUCUUCCUGCGAGACCAAGAUCUAAGCCCGCAGAAGCAGCUCGAACUGGGUGCUUACUUCGGAGAGGUCGAAGUUAACCCUCAAGAUGCAUACGUCCCAGGGCUUCCUGGAACAACUGUCGUUUGGCCGGCUUUCACCCAGACAAUGCCUAUGUUCAACUACUAUUUCCGCAACCCGUUUGGAACCCAGCGCUGGCAUACUGACAUGGCCUAUGAGCACCAGCCACCGGGCUAUACCCACCUGCACAAUGAUGCUGUUCCUGAGGUUGGCGGCGAUACGCUUUGGGCCAGCGGUUACGCAGCGUACGACAAGCUGUCGCCGGCAUUCCGCGAGAUGAUUGACGGACGCGAGUGCGUAUACCGUUCUGCUUAUAAGUUCCUCGACCGUGAAGAUCCUGAGGGCGGGCCCAAGCUCGUCGAGCGGACACAUCCCAUGGUCAGACUAUCAUUGUCCUUAUCAGCCACUGUUACUGACACUUGUGGCUUCAUCAACCAGGUGCACCCCGUGACUGGCUGGAAGUCGCUGUACGUCAACCGAGCCAUGACGCUGCGAAUUGUCGGGCUAGACCAGGGCGAGAGUGACGCCAUUCUGAACUACCUCUUCAGCGUCUACGAGGGCAACGUUGAUAUCCAGUGUCGCUUUAGGUGGACACCGGGCACCUCGGCUAUUUGGGACAACCGUGUUACCAUGCACAGUGCCGCGUGGGAUUACGAAGGAAAGGGGAAACGACACGGCACUCGAGUUUCCAGUCUUGCAGAGAAACCGUUCUUUGACCCAAAGGCUACCAGCAGGCGACGCGCUCUGGGAAUUGCUGGCCCGAAGGAGUACUAA